This is a messenger RNA of Alnus glutinosa, 1886 nucleotides long. RefSeq names its product BTB/POZ and MATH domain-containing protein 2-like. Bases 303 to 1541 code for a protein of 412 amino acids. The record is from RefSeq and is a predicted model, not a curated record. Gene Ontology annotation, molecular function: protein binding. Lineage: Eukaryota; Viridiplantae; Streptophyta; Magnoliopsida; Fagales; Betulaceae. The transcript has 4 exons. Gene Ontology annotation, biological process: protein ubiquitination.
CUCAAAAGGAAUUCGUGAAGAAGUACGCCUAGUCUUCUUCCUCUCACCAAUAAUUCUCCUUUUCCUAAAUCUGAGCCUAAAGAAAUUCUCAGCUUCGAGAAGAGCCACACAACUUUUCCCUUUAACGAAACCCUAGAUUUUCUCACCCAACGCUCACUUUUCCGAGAAAAUUUCCUGCUCCAAUCUCAAAUUUCCUGUACCCAAGUCCAAACAAGAGUCCAAUUCGCCCCUUGCUUUCCUGCGCCAGCCCUAGAUCCCCACGUAUUUCAGCGAAUUUUCGAUCCGAUUCUCGUGGCUAGAGGAUGGGAAAGGUUCUCAGAGAAAGCCUCAAUUCGAGGCCCGCUUUUCCUUGUUCCUCGUCGUCUUCGUCUCCUUCGCCUUCGACCACGACGUCGACGUCGGUCACGGAGACCGUGAACGGCUCGCACCACUUCAAGAUCACGGGGUAUUCGCUGCUGAAAGGGAUGGGGAUCGGGAAGUACGUGGCGUCCGAUACGUUCGUCGUCGGCGGGUACACGUGGGCGAUCUAUUUUUACCCCGACGGGAAGAGCGUGGAGGACAAUGCGGCGUACGUGUCGCUCUUCAUCGCGCUGGCCAGCGAAGGGACCGACGUGAGGGCGCUCUUCGAGUUGACGCUCUUGGACCAGAGUGGCAAGGAGAGGCACAAGGUGCACACCCACUUCGGGAGGACCCCGGAUAGCGGGCCCUACACGCUUAAAUAUCGCGGUAGCAUGUGGGGUUACAAGAGGUUCUUCAAAAGAACUCUUCUAGAGACAUCAGACUACCUCAAAGAUGAUUGCCUCUCUGUUCAUUGUAGUGUUGGUGUUGUGAGAUCAUACACAGAGGGGCCUAAGAUCUACUCUAUAACACCACCACUGUCUAACAUAGGUCAGCAUUUUGGGAGGCUACUGGAACUUGGAAAGGGAACAGAUGUGAAUUUCGAAGUUGAUGGGGAAACUUUUGCUGCUCAUAAGUUGGUCCUUGCAGCUCGCUCACCAGUAUUUAGAGCCCAACUUAUUGGUCCAAUGAGGGAUCAAAAUACCCAAUGUAUAAAAGUUGAAGAUAUGGAGACUCCUGUUUUUAAGGCAUUGCUUCAUUUUAUAUACUGGGACUCUCUACCGGACAUUGAAGAGCUUACUGGUUUGAACACAAAAGGGGCUUCUACUUUGAUGGCUCAGCAUCUGCUUGCAGCUGCAGAUCGGUAUUGUCUUGAAAGACUCAGGGUACUAUGUGAGGCCACUCUAUGUGACAGUGUUGCCAUAAACACUGUAGCAACAACACUAGCUUUGGCGGAGCAGCAUCACUGUUUCCAGCUGAAAGCUGUGUGUCUCAAAUUUAUCGCAAUGCCUGAAAAUCUGAGAGCUGUGAUGCAGACAGAUGGUUUUGAAUACUUAAAGGAGAGCUGCCCCUCUGUCCUUACUGAGCUCUUGGAGUAUGUGGCUAGAGUUAAUGAACACUCUGUCAUUGCAUGCAGGCAUGGAAAUGAAGCUAUCCUUGACGGCAGCGAUGUCAAUGGUAGGCGGGUGAAGCAAAGACUAUAGUGAGCAGGUUCCCACAAUUCUUUGUAGCCAAAACAGAAAGGACGAUCGGAAAAAAGAAAGAAAAAAAAAAGGGACAAUAAUGUUUACUAGGAUUAGAAAAAUUUUCUUCCAGCUUUCUUCUGUAAGAGAAUGUAAAUUUAGCUGUUCAUUUGUUGUCCAUGGCUUAGCUUGUAAUGUGUAAGUUUUGUUUUCUAGUUUUCCAUUUCCUCUCUGGUUCCUCCCUCCCUCCCUCAAGGUUGCAGUACUUUUCGCUUCUUUUGUUUUUGUUGUAGUACACUAUUCGUGUGAUUAAUUUUUGGAUUACUGUCGUGUGUUGUUUCACAAUGAAUUUCAGUUCCGGAUACA